This is a messenger RNA of Haemorhous mexicanus (house finch), 2394 nucleotides long. It is a transcript of the gene RELL2, whose product is annotated as RELT like 2. The record is from RefSeq and is a predicted model, not a curated record. The coding region runs from base 325 to 1731 and encodes 468 amino acids. Gene Ontology annotation, biological process: positive regulation of cell-substrate adhesion; positive regulation of p38MAPK cascade. The transcript is spliced from 8 exons. Lineage: Eukaryota; Metazoa; Chordata; Aves; Passeriformes; Fringillidae.
GAGAGGAGAGCACAGACACAUCCCUGCUAGAGGAAAGGAGAGCACAGACACAUCCUUGCUUGAGGAGAGGAGAGCACAGACACAGCCCUGCUUCCAGCUGGGAUCUCUCUGCUGCCUGAGCUGUCCUUCUCGAAGCUGGGUGCUGCUCCGGGCAUCUUCACGGGUCUUGGAGCAGAGCAGGGAAGUGUCAGAGAGGGAUAUUUUUAGAUGCUCUUUGUGCUCAGAGAGCAAAAGCAGGCUGUGGUUUAAUGGCCUUUAGCUGCUGGGCAUGUUUGGAAAGCUGGAGCAGGGCUGAGGAUCCAGGGCCACGUUUGACACCAUGGGAUGGAGCAGCUUUGCAGACGUGAGGACAAUUUUUGGGCUGAGCAUCGAAGUGAAGACCCUGAGAGGAGCCUGGAUCUGGGCAGCCCAGCCUGUUUAGCUGCCACGUGGACAGGCAGCAAGGCCAGGGCGGCUGAUCCCCCAAAAGGACGUGGUCCCAUUGCUUGUGGGGUGACAUUUGCUCCAAUGGCUGGGGAAGAGAAGCAGGAAAAGAGCGGACAAGAGAUCCGCAUGUCAGACCAUCACGAGCCCCACGAUGGGGAGACAGAUCCCCAGCACGGCAUUACUGUGGUCUUCCUCCUUGUCCUUGUCUUCUUCAUCAUGGGGCUGGUGGGGUUCCUGAUCUGCCAUGUCCUGAAGAAGAAGGGUUACCGGUGCCGCACCUUCCGGGACGAGCUUGACCCAGAUGACAAAGACGAGGUGGAGGAGCUCCAGGAUGAUGAGGCCGAGAAGAACGAUGACACCGUGGAGAAGAUUGUGAGAUGCAUCAUCCAAAACGAAGCAAAUGUGGAGGCCCUCAAGGAGAUGUUAGGGGAAAAUGAAGUGGACAUGCCAGUGCCAGUGCCCAGCCUUUGUCACCACAGCAGCAGCCAGGACGGGGGCCCACCACAUCACCACACAGUGCACCUGGGCUCCACGCAGGCCCCCUGCAUCCACUGCAGCAGGAGGAAGAGGCACCCUCUGCAGCGCCAGGGGCGGUCCAAGGAGGGCAAAAGCAGGAUGCACCCCGGAGAGACCACUGUCUUCUCAGUGGGCAGGUUCCGUGUCACACACAUCGGCAAGAAACCGUGCUUGCCGGAGCAGCAGGACGGGGCCCUGCCCGCGGGGAGCCGGCCGCCGAGCACGGAGGAGCUGGAGCGCAGCAGCGAGCUGCUCCAGCGGGAGCGGGCGCUCAACGGGACUGUCCCCACGGGCGGCCUGCAGAACGGAGCCAUCCACACGGGCACCCAGAGUGCCAGAAGCGCCGAGCAAAGCCUGUCCGCCAGCCCAGCCGCGAACACACCGGCCAGCUCCGGAACCCGUGACAGCCGGCGGGCGGGCACGGCGGGGUCCGGCCCGGCGGGGUCCGGCCCGGUGGAGCCCGGCACGGCGGGGUCCGGUCCGGCGGGGUCCCUGCCGGAUGCUGGCUCCGCUCCCGGGAGCUCGAGCCGGCAGCGCAGGCUGGCGAGCCUGCCGGUGCUGGCAGCGUCGAGCCCCAACAUCCCGGGAGAGCUGGCGAGGGAGGGAGCCGGCAUCUGCCUGGAGGAGAUCGGACUGGCGUCGGCAGAUGAAGUGUCGGAUAUUCACGGGAGCCUGAGUCUGCAGGAACAGGCCGAGGAGCUGGGGAGAGACGAGAGCAGCAGGAAACAGUCCGGAGGAGAGGAUGGGAAGCAGCAGGAGCCCAGCGCCGCGGAGCAGGACCGUGUGUGACCUCCUCUCCGCUCCCGGCAGGAGCAUGCACGGGAGGCGCGCAGCCCCGGGCCCCUCGGGGCUGGGGGCUCUGCCGUGGGGCAGCCGCGGGGCAGCCGUGCCCGGCCCUGGGUGGGCAGCUACGCGCUUGGCAUGGCCGGAGCGACGCGCCGGCGACACCGACAACCGCGCUCGGCGCCAGCCUUCAUCCCAUUGGCAAUAGGUACUCGAGUCCCACCCACCGCACCUUCCCCGGAGACCCCCCCGAGGGACCCUCGGGCCUGGCAGGGGCAGGACAGCACCCAGAGCCCGCUGGCCCCGCGGCCCCCCAGCUCGGGGGAAGGAUCAGAGGGGGCCGCGGCGAGGGGCAGGGAUGGAGGCAGCGGCUUGAGCCCCCCCCCGGGGCGGUGGGGAGCACCCCCCGCCCACCGGGCACGUUCACCACAGAGCACAGCCCCCCCCGGGCACCCCUGCCACGCAGAGCGGGCACAGGCACAAACCCUGCACCGGCAGGUCCCUGGGAGAUGCUGGCGGAGAGAGGAGCUCCCGGCCCCAUCCCGGCACAGGCGGGGCCGGAGCCCGGUCCCGGGCCAAGCCAGCGGGCAGCCCCGGGGCCGCGCCAGCUUCGGUGUGUAACGCCCUGUACAUAGACGAGCUACAACCAUUAAAGCUGCUGAACCCCUC